Aspergillus fijiensis CBS 313.89 is the source of this 1515-nucleotide messenger RNA. RefSeq names its product cytochrome P450. The record is from RefSeq and is a predicted model, not a curated record. Lineage: Eukaryota; Fungi; Ascomycota; Eurotiomycetes; Eurotiales; Aspergillaceae. Bases 1 to 1515 code for a protein of 504 amino acids. Gene Ontology annotation, molecular function: oxidoreductase activity, acting on paired donors, with incorporation or reduction of molecular oxygen; iron ion binding; heme binding. The transcript has 4 exons.
AUGCUUUCUGUUUAUUACUUCUUCGUACUCGGUGGAGCUUCAACACUUCUGCCCAUCAUCGUCAGCGUCGUCUACAAUCUGUUCUUCCACCCAUUGCGUGCAUACCCAGGUCCGCUGUUGUGGCGCAUGACUAGCCUGCCAUGGUGUUAUCACCAGAUAAAAGGCGAUCGAACCCAACUUCAAGCUCAGAUGCACUGGCGGUAUGGAGACGUGGUACGCAUCCGGCCUAACGAGCUGAGCUAUACGAGCUAUCAAGCCUGGGAUGACAUCUUCGUCCAUCAUCCCAACCGGCCCGAAUUCCCCAAAGAUCCUCGUCGUCAACGCCGGAACCCGAACAAGCUCGAGCAUAUACUCAGCGCUCCCAAAGCCGACCAUUCUCGUUACCGCCGGCUAUUGGCGGGGGCAUUCUCCGAGCGUGGUCUUCGCGCUCAAGAACCGCUGAUCAAACAGCAUUUCGAACUGCUCCUCCAGCGCCUCACGGCGUUGGCCACUGCCGGCGAGUCUGUUGACUUCACGGAGUGGUACAACAUGAUAGUAUUCGACGUGAUCGGGGACCUGGCGUGGGGGGAGUCCUUCCAUUCGCUGCGUGAAGGAAAGCUGCACGAGUGGAUCCCAGCAAUUGCAUCCACAGUCAAGUUCGCGAUGCAAUCCAGUCCGCUGCUGGAGUACGGACUGGGAUGGCUGAUCCCCCUGUUCGUCUCGCGCACGGUGCGCGAGCAGCGCGCAGCGAAUUACCGGUUCUCCGAGGCCAAGGUGGCCCAGCGUCUGCGGGUGAAGGGGGCCCGCGGCGACUUCUGGGACCGGGUGGUAAUCAAAAGCGCGGACAACAACCGCACCGGCGAGGGAAUGACGCGCGGCGAAAUGCUUAACAAUGCCAGCAUCCUCGUGCUCGCCGGCUCCGAGACCAGCGCCACCACCCUCUGCGGUAUGACCUACUUCCUGCUGCGCAACCCGGCCACCUAUCGCCGGCUGGUCGCCGAGAUCCGUGGCGCCUUCUCCGCCCGCGCUGACAUCACCAUGGUCUCCAUCGGAAAUCUGCCGUAUCUCAAUGCGGUGUUUCAGGAGACCGUGCGUCUGUAUCCCCCAGUGCCAACGCACAGCCAACGGGUUCCGCCUAAGGGUGGUGCGCUGGUGUGCGGGCAAUGGGUCCCGGACAAUACUAGCGUCGGAAUUUCCAUGAUGGGGGCCUGCCUUGAUCCGAAAAACUUCCAUCGCGCGCGAGAGUUCUGCCCGGAACGCUGGCUCGAAGACGCCCCGGUUGAGUUCCAUCAGGACAACAAGGCCGUCUACCAGCCAUGGAGCAUGGGAACACGCAACUGUCUGGGGCGUAACCUGGCACUCUUGGAAAUUCGGCUGAUCAUGGCCAACCUGCUGUGGACCUUCGAUCUGGAAAUGGACCAAGAUCGCAUAGGAAGAAGCGCAGGUGAGUGGAUCGACCAGAAGAUUUGGGGGGUCUGGUUCAAGAAGCCGCUCUGGGUCUCGUUGAGUCUAGCUCGAGACCAGGUUUCAUCAUGA